Molecule: messenger RNA, 726 nt
Organism: Paramacrobiotus metropolitanus
Lineage: Eukaryota; Metazoa; Tardigrada; Eutardigrada; Parachela; Macrobiotidae
Exons: 2
Coding region: 80-535 (151 amino acids)
Source: RefSeq, a predicted model, not a curated record
ACUAAUCGUGGACUACUGUUUUAAGUACAACACUGAGGUAAUACAUUGAAGUUUAUAACUUGCUCUUUACGUUUGUUUUAUGCAACAUUCCGUAAUGGGCAUUGCCGCAUUGGCACAACAAAGGUCAGAUUCCAAACGACAGCAAGAUUUAGUUUCUAAACUGCACAAAUGGAGCAGCGAGAAUUUGACCUUUUUGCCGACAUCGGCUAACCUGGAUUCGGUUCUGGAAUUAUUUGACACGCAAGAGCAUUUCCGCUCGCUGAAAUCUGAAAUGGUAGCGGAUGUCGAUAGACACGAGCAGGCAGUCCAAGCACUUAGAGACGCCAACAAGAGGGUGCAGUCACUGUCGCAAUUGCUGAACACUAUCCGGGAUGAAAUACCGGCAUCCAGCCCAAAGAAUAUACCGUAUCCUAAGAAAGCUUUUAGCGAUAAUGACUCAUUCGGUGAUGUAGGUCUAAAUGCUCUAAAAAGGACUGACCACUCAUUACAAGUGAAAGUUUUGGAAUCUCUUCUGGAAAAGGCCGUUCUUAAUUAAGUUUUGCGAGUACAUACAUAGUGAAAGUGGUGUCGGCUGUAAUACAAGUGUUGGUGAAGCAAACGCGCGGUAUAAAGUGCAGAACAACUGCGGUAGGAGUUGUUAUUUGUGCAAAAGUGACCAGCCUGGAUACCCGUGGACACUGGAUAGUAUCUUGGCGGAUUCUUGAAGCCACUGCGUAACAUGCAAUA